AUGGCAACAAAGCCAAACACACACAAGAGAAAAUUUGAAAUCAAGAAAGUGGAACAAAAGAUCAAGGAAAGAAUGACUUUCCCCAAACAUGAAGUAGGGCUUUUCAACAAAGUCACUAAAUUAUCCAUUCUAUGCGAGGCAGAAAUAGCAUUGAUCAUCAACUCUGAGAAGAAUGGCAACCUUCAUGCUUGUGGCUAUCCCAGUACAGACACUGUCAUUCAACGCUUCGUUGCAGGAAGGUAUUCGGAUCCCAACCGAUAUGUCCGUGAUGAUGAAAGGAAGAAGCAACAGGCACUUGAAUCCUUAAUUCUACAAUAUGAGGCCUCCGAGGCUCAAUUGGAGGAGAGAAAGAUGCAUCUGCAAGAAAUGUCACAAAUAAUGACUGAUAGCUUCUUUAACUUUUGGUGGGAAAAUUCGAUUGAGGAGAUGAGUUUGGGCGAUCUUGAGAACUUCAAGGCUUCUUUGGAAAAUUUGAAGCUUAAUUUGGUUGCUGUAGGACAAGAGAAGAAAUUUAAUUCACUGCGACCACAACCACUUUCAAUUGUUUCCUCCCUCACAGAUAUCAAAUCUUGA
This is a messenger RNA of Gastrolobium bilobum, 573 nucleotides long. Its product is annotated as agamous-like MADS-box protein AGL62. Gene Ontology annotation, molecular function: RNA polymerase II cis-regulatory region sequence-specific DNA binding; DNA-binding transcription factor activity, RNA polymerase II-specific; protein dimerization activity. NCBI's taxonomy places the organism in Eukaryota, Viridiplantae, Streptophyta, Magnoliopsida, Fabales, Fabaceae. Bases 1 to 573 code for a protein of 190 amino acids. The transcript has a single exon. The record is from RefSeq and is a predicted model, not a curated record. Gene Ontology annotation, biological process: regulation of transcription by RNA polymerase II.